AGCCUCCCUGUGGGGGGAGGUUGGAGAGAGAGACACAGAGAGACAGAGACAGGAAGAGAGAAUUCAGUUGCCUUUGGUUUUCCAAAGCGGGCAGCUUGGGGGUUUGUGUGUGCGCGUUGUUUUCUUUCCUCCGCUCAGGCAGGGAGGCCAGGCCUCCCCUGGAUAAUCCAAGGACUCAGAGGCGAGGCAGGCAAGCCAGUGCGGACAAGAGUGAGGAGGCAGGAAGGGAAGGGGGAGGAAGGGAGGUGAGGGGUGUCUGGGGCGGGAGCCUGAGGCGGUGGGAGGAAGCAGAGCAGCUGUGGUACUCGGAGCAAGUACAAAUAGCCGCCUGGACGGAGCUCUGGCCAAACAGGGCUUCGCAGCUGCAGCGGCUGUGCAGGCGGGACUGGCCACUGUUGGCCACGGUGGGUGCAAACUGGGCAGGGAGACAGGCGGUGGACAGGCACGGCCCCUGGGCUCUGACCUGACACCCCUCGCCACCACAUCUCUGGAUGCCUUCUCGGCCAGCCAUGCUGCUGAGUGGCCUCCUCCUCAUCGUGGCCACCAUGACUGUGGCCCAGCGGAGGGGGCAGGAGGCCGGCGGGCGCCGCCGGGCACACCGAGUCCAGCAUGGCCAGUGCAGCUACACCUUCGUGCUGCCCGAGCCUGAGCCCUGCCCGCCCGAGCCCGAGGCCUUCGGGGGCUCCAACAGCCUCCAGAGGGACUCCCCGGCAGCCGCACUGAACCUAGGGGACUGGCCGACCCAGCGGGUACGACAGCUGGAAAAAAUGCUAGAGAACAACACACAGUGGCUGCAGAAGCUAGAAAGGUACAUCCAGAUGAACCUGAGGUUGGAGCUGGCGCAGGCCCAGCAGCACAUGGUCCAGAACCAGACAGCCACCAUGCUGGAGCUGGGCACCAGUCUCCUGAACCAGACCACCGCCCAGACCCGCAAGCUGACCGACGUGGAGGCUCAGGUCCUGAACCAGACAUCGAGAAUGGAGGUCCAGCUUCUGGAGACGUCACUGUCCGCCAACAAGCUGGAGAAGCAACUGCUGCUGCAGGGCCAUGAGCUCCACCGGCUGCAGGGCCACAGCAGCGCGCUGGAGACGCGGGUGCAGGCCCUGGAGACGCAGCAGCAGGCGGAGCUGGCCAGCCUCCGCGGCGAGAAGGAGCGGCUGCGGCGCCUGCUGGGCCGCCAGAGCGGCGCCCUCGCCGGCCUUGAGCGCAGCCUGCGCGCCGCCAGCAGCAACUCCAGCCUCCUGCAGCGCCAGCAGAGCCAGCUGCUGGAGUCGGUGCAGCGCCUGGUGCGCGUCGUGGCCCAGGGCCCGGCCUCCAUGAGGGCAGCUGAGCAGGUGUUCCAGGACUGUGCAGAGAUCCAGCGCUCCGGAGCCAAUGCCAGUGGCAUCUACACCAUCCAUGUGGCCAAUGUGACAGAGCCCAGAAAGGUAUUCUGUGACAUGGAGGCCAGUGGAGGUGGGUGGACCCUCAUCCAGCGCCGUGAGAAUGGCAGCAUGAAUUUCCAACGGAACUGGAAGGAUUACAAACAGGGCUUUGGCAACCCAGCCGGGGAGCACUGGUUAGGUAACGAGGUGGUGCACCAGCUCACCAGCAGGGCAGCGUACUCUCUGCGCGUGGAGCUGCAAGAUUGGGAAGGCAACGAGGCCUACGCCCAGUAUGAGCAUUUCCAGCUGGGCAGCGAGGGGCAGCUGUACAGGCUUUCCCUGAGUGGGUACAGCGGCUCGGCGGGGCGCCAGAGCAGCCUGGUCCUGCAGGGCACCAACUUCAGCACCCGCGACGCAGACAACGACAACUGCCUCUGCAAGUGCGCCCAGAUGCUGUCCGGAGGAUGGUGGUUUGAUGCCUGCGGCCUCUCAAACCUCAAUGGCAUCUACUACCCGGCCCGCCACCACGUGCGCAAGCUCAACGGCAUCCGCUGGCACUACUUCCAAGGCCCCAGCUACUCACUGCGUUCUACUCGCAUGAUGGUGCGUCCCACAGACAUCUAAGGAGCAGCCACGCCUGGAGGCUGGUCCCGCAUGAGGACCUGGAUGUGGUAUCCUCUGAACAAGCUGGACCCAAACACAGGACACGAUGCCAGGACCUUGUCCUGGAUACCCUGGGUCCCCUGAGCCAGCCCUCCUUACCCCAGGAGUCCAGAAGAGCCACCUCCCUCCCUUUUUCCCUCAAGUUGUGAAAUGGUGGGUGUUUGGGGGUUCCUGCCUCUUCAUUGUCCCUAUUUCCUCUUCUCUCCUGCCUCCUGCAGGGCCCUCCGGCCAGCUUGAGGGUCGCAGUACCCUGGAUGAGCUGAGAACAGAUUUAACUGGGCUCCUCAAAGGAAUACACGGCUAGUGGUGGGAUGUGAGGCAGGCAGGAAGGUAUUUACAGGGAAACUGCCCAGAUGGAGGCCCAGAGUCUGUCCCUGGGUUGUUGGGAAGGCCAUCUCUUGUUCCAAGCUUUCUCAGCCUUGAGAUGUCCUUGAACUUUCUGUUCAGGACUGAAGGAGCUGCAUCCACCCUAUAACGGGAGUUAUUUCCACCCACAUUGUCCACCACUCCUAGGCCCCAGCAUCUAAAGCUCAGAUGUGGUUUCUCAGGGGCUCCAGAAGAUCUAAGAGGGAUUCCUUUACCCCUUGAAUGUCCUAGAAUAUAUUCCAGAGAGAAUAACUAGGACUCCCUUCUAAAAGUACCUGUGGUCAAGUGAGGGAGGGAAACACCAGGUUAAAUCAACGUGAACCGGCAUUCUUAGCUGCAGGCCUUGUCAGGGCCAUUAGUGUGGUCAUGUGCUUAGUGACUGCCCAUGAAAGGGCUAGAGUAGGCAGCUUUCCCCAAAUUUAUUUAUUUGAAAAUGGGCCCUGAUUAUCCCAGAGCAUCUCUCAGGGCUACGGAUACCCUUGGAAAAAAGCUGGUCCUCGUAUGUCAUGAGCUGAAACCCCAGGUCACUAUCCCCACCCCCAGCUGCUUUCACCAUUUCUAGCUACGAGGGCCACAGUGACAUUCUCAGCCUCUAGAAACAACUGGAAGGAAUCUUUGGGUUAAAACAGAUACACCGUCGCUGAAGAAGGGUCUAGAACUAAGUUUCCUGUCUGUGCUCCAGGGCUUCUCUGUCCGUAGGAAGCCAGAUCUCUGUCUGGGGGCUGCCCUCAGCACUCCCUGUGACCCCAGCUCAAGUUCAGGGGCUCUUGGGGCCCACUCUGCCUCGAACAGGACACCAAUCGCUGGGUCCAGAUCCCUCCUGCCUCCAAGGCAGAGCCCCUAGCCUCCUCUUGCCUUGUCCAACAGCGAUGCUGCAGCUAGGGCUCCAUGGAGACUGGGCCUUUGCUGAGUCUGGGAGACCACGGGCUUCUCAUGAACUUUUUUCAGAGAGGGGCCACAGCCACUCUGCCACCCAGUCCCAUUACUGUGUCACCCUCCUCAGACCUGAUGAGGCCACCAAAGUCCUGUCAUCCUCAGCCAACACCCGGACCCAGCCCACGACCGACCUGCCCUACCUCCAGGUUGCACCUCUGUCUUCAGAAGGCUUUCUCCUGGAUGGGGCUGCACGGUGGAAAUGGGGCACCUUCAUCCCACUGGGCUCUGCCCCCGCCCCUGGGUCCCACCUCGGCCAAUCCACUGAUUAAACCCAGCACAGAUCAAUGCUGAUCUCCUUCAGGGAAACCAAAGGAUGUGGUUGCUAAUGGUGACUUCAGGCAGGAGGGAAAAGUACUUAGGGGCAGGUGGCUGCCCAGAAGGCUGACACCGCCCUAUCCAGCAUUUGCUCGGCCAGCCUUUAUUUAGUGUCUACGGUGUGCAGUGUGGUGCUGUUGGCAGGACUUAGGAGUCAGACAGCCCUGCUGCAGCUCUUGAACUUGAAGCCAGUGGCUCAGCCUCUCAAGGCCUCAAUCAUCUGGUCUGUGAAAUGGAGAUGGUGGUAUUCCGUCCUUGCUGUGAUGGGACAGGAGGAAAUGAGACCUUGUAUUGCAACUUCUUAACAGAGCCUGGCAUGAAACAGGUGCCUAAUAAAUGUUAGUUCCCAAAGAGGUGCAUGGGGUGGAGAAAUCGGCCCCCUAGUGCAUGCCACCCCUUCUUCUGGACCCAGGGAAGGUAAGCAUUUUAUUUUUGUAUCUACAGCAUUUAUUUUUGUACUACAAGUGUAUAGGCAAUGCUGUGUGCCCCAGGAACAGAACUCCUCUGGGUGGGAUGAAGCCCCAAAUCCCUGUCUGCACUCCAGUUGUCUAAGAAGACCAAGAAGCCGAUUUGGGUAACGCUCACACAUCUGUUCUUUAAAAUAUUCAUCCUUCCUUCUUACUUUCCUUCCUUCUCUGUGCCAGGACUCUCAAGUGCAAGGGAUAGAAACCUUAUCCUGAGGAAUGGAUUGACUCACAUACAGGGAGUCUAGGGAUGGAUUCAGAUGUGG
Delphinapterus leucas (beluga whale) is the source of this 4374-nucleotide messenger RNA. RefSeq names its product angiopoietin 4 (gene ANGPT4). Gene Ontology annotation, biological process: blood coagulation, common pathway; positive regulation of heterotypic cell-cell adhesion; fibrinolysis. The record is from RefSeq and is a predicted model, not a curated record. Gene Ontology annotation, cellular component: fibrinogen complex. Gene Ontology annotation, molecular function: extracellular matrix structural constituent; protein-macromolecule adaptor activity. Lineage: Eukaryota; Metazoa; Chordata; Mammalia; Artiodactyla; Monodontidae.